GUUCUGUUACCAUGGAGACGAGUGAAGCCCAGACUAGCCGCGCUGAUAGAAUAGACAUGCAAACAACAAUGUCCAAGUCCCCUUCAAGUCCAGGGGUCAAACUCAACCCAGCUGAAAGCUUCAGCAAGAUGAGGAGGAUCAUCGCUGAAGAUCCGGACUGGUACCUGAACAUAGUGCCUUGUUUGUCAGACCUCUGCCUGCAAAGCAUCGUCAGUAACUUUGAGGAAAAUCCCAUGUUUGAAGUCCUCACACCCACCCAGAAAGACUUCGUCCACGAGAGACUGUCCACUUCCCUGGAUCUGCAGGUGACAGCCAACAUGGUCAGCGACGGCGUCUACUGGAAGCGAUGCUGCGAGCAGCGGUGGGACAUCUGCGACCUCUCUCAUUACGGCAACAGCUGGAAACGGAUGUUCUUUGAGAGACACAUGGAGAAAAUUAUCGAGCUUUUCAUCCCAGACGUGACACAGACAAAGACCGUGCUGGACAUGAUACCUCUUUGUAAGAACUAUGUCAAGAGGCUGGACAUCUCCCAACUCCUGCCGCCUGUCAAGGAGCCCCAGAACGAGGAAGACGAAUGUGGCUCAGAGUUCUCGAGUGACAACGAGUACGACGAACCGUCCAUGGACCACUUCGACUUUAACAUCCUGCUCAGCAAGCUGACGAACCUGGAAGAGCUCCAUUUGAUGUACAGGGUCAAACAAUGCGGGAUGAACUUUGAAUGGAAGAUGUUUGAGAUGACCGACAGAGAUUGCGAGUCCCUCGCCAAGGCCCUCAAGUCCUGUGAGACUUUGAAGGUUCUGAGGAUCCGCGAAAGCCACCUCGAGGACGAAAAGUGCAGGCUGCUGGUGAAGUACCUAUUGGACCACCCGUCCCUGAGGGAGCUCGACUUUUCUCACAACCUGAUCGGAGACAGAGGAGCCAGAGCCGUCGGCAAACUGCUCACCAGGAGUAAACUGGAGAUCCUGAACAUGUGCGACAACAAUAUUAGAGGCCCCGGAGCCAAAGCUAUAGCUCACGCCUUGUGCAAGAACUCCACCCUUGUGUCACUCAACCUGCGUCUCAACCGUUUGCGAGAUGAGGGCGGCGAGGCUCUCGGCAAGGCCUUGCUGGAUAACAACACCCUGCUUCACCUGCACCUGGGAGCCAAUGAGGUGACGGGGCCCACAGCUAUUGCACUGUCUAAAGUGUUAUUUCAGAAUAACACCCUGAGGAGCAUCAAUCUCUCCUGCAACAACCUGGGUGUGCUCGGAGGUAAAGCUCUGGAGGAGGCGAUGUCUCGCAACACCAGCGUGACAGAGUGUGAUAUCCGUCUGACGGAGGUAGACGAGCAGAGCGUCUCCUACAUUAACCAGGCGGUUUGGAACAACCAGAGUUUGGAGCAAAAGAAACACGGUCGAGAGAGUAAAACCAAGUAGACCAAAACCCGUCUUUAUUA
Larimichthys crocea (large yellow croaker) is the source of this 1435-nucleotide messenger RNA. It is a transcript of the gene drc5, whose product is annotated as dynein regulatory complex subunit 5. The transcript has 5 exons. The record is from RefSeq and is a predicted model, not a curated record. Gene Ontology annotation, molecular function: protein binding. The coding region runs from base 12 to 1415 and encodes 467 amino acids. NCBI's taxonomy places the organism in Eukaryota, Metazoa, Chordata, Actinopteri, Sciaenidae.